UUAUAAUGCACUAACUGAAGUUAACACUUCGAGUGAAUUGGAAGUCAAGUUGACAUUAUCACCAAGAAAAUCAAUUUCUGGUUUCUUGUGAUUUUGAUUUAUGUUCCCUAGAUUUUCUUUCUAUAUCAGAUAUUGGCCAUCUUGUUUUAUGGUGAAAUCACUCAUUUAGCUUAGACAUUCGAUUUGCACCCAUUAAGCUUUAGAUUCAAGCACCACUUCAACCUGAGCAACCGAGUGGUAACAUAAAAGCUUGCACUACUUACUGCUUGUAACCUAGAACACAAACCUGUAUUGGGUUACCGAAUCGCCUUGUGCUACAGUGCAUGCCGUGAUGUUCCAUUGUUACGUUGAUUCAAUCAGGUCGUAUGGUGAAAUGCUCAGUGUUCCGCUAAGAAUAGCUUGACCUCCAGUUUUAGCGACAAAUUUCUAAUUAUAUAGGCAGCUUUAUAGAACCCAAUAUUCUUGAAGGCGAAGUUUUCCUUAUGAUAUGCUGAUGUAUCGAAUGUACAGACAAUUAAACCUGGUUUGAAAAACAUAUUUCUUAUGCAACAGUUCCUACUGAAAAGGUUAAUCAUCUAGGCGUGAAACGCGUACAACAGUCAAAGUUAAAUUUAUAGUUGUAUUUUUAUAUGACUAAUGUUUUACAUGAACUCAUGCUGCAGUAUGACACUGAUCUCUAAAUUUGUAAUGUAACUUAUGGGUUUUAUUUUACACACAGAUAAACCAUGAUUAAUCCACGUUCAUGGAUGUCUGAUCUGCCAUCACAUAUAGCGCAAAAACCCCUUAAUACAAUAUGUAUACCGGGUAGCCAUGAUUCAUUUACUUAUUCCAUAACUCAACGCAGUCUACCUUCACCGGAUGGCCCUAUUUAUCAACUAGCUAAAUAUAUGCCUCGUUCAAUGUUAAGUCGAGUAUUAUAUCCAUGGAGUGUGACUCAGUCACUAAAUUUAGUUGACCAAUUAGAAGCUGGAAUUCGGUAUUUCGAUUUUCGCAUCUGUUUGCGGAGAAAAAAAAGGUUAAGCCAAUAUGAUAGCACUGAUUACGACUUUUGUUUAGUACAUGGACAGUAUGCAAAUCUGUUAUCCAUAGAACUUGAAAGUAUUCUUCAUUUCCUUCAGUCCAAUCCGAAAGAAGUUAUUAUUGUGGAUUGUAAUCACUGUUACUGCUUUGAAACUGAUGAACAGAAAGAUCAUUUUGAAUCACUUGUACUAAAGAUUAUAGGUUUCAGUAUGUUCCCUCAUCAACAGACGAUUCCAACUUUAGAAGAUAUUUGGAGUGCUAAAAAGCAAAUCAUAUUCAUAUCUUGUCAUCGAAAGUUUUAUGAGAGAAUUCAUAUGAAGUUUUGGCCUUCCAAUUGUAUCAAAUCAUUUUGGCCUGAAACAGUUGAUCCCCUGGUCAUGAUUUCCUUUCUAAAUAAACAUACUGAGUCUCAUCAACAAAGACCAGAUGAUAUUUUCUGUGUAUAUCAAGCUGUUCUCACUCCAACAGUAACAUUUCUCUUGCGUCAUCCGUUCAGCUCAGUUCACCAAUUGGCUAAAAUUGCUGGAAAAUAUUUUAAAGAAUGGCUGAAUAAACCUAAUCGUUUUGCUGGACCCUAUGGUGUUAAUAUUACACUGAUUGACUUUGUUUCUAUCACAUAUCCUGAGUAUAUACAUGAUGUUAUAUCACUGAACUAUAAAACAUGGCCGAACAGCCAACUAAUCUGUUAG
Heterobilharzia americana is the source of this 1709-nucleotide messenger RNA. The record is from the annotation of a GenBank genome assembly. Lineage: Eukaryota; Metazoa; Platyhelminthes; Trematoda; Strigeidida; Schistosomatidae.